Propithecus coquereli (Coquerel's sifaka) is the source of this 1030-nucleotide messenger RNA. It is a transcript of the gene CLDN10, whose product is annotated as claudin 10. Gene Ontology annotation, biological process: bicellular tight junction assembly; cell adhesion. Gene Ontology annotation, molecular function: structural molecule activity. The coding region runs from base 230 to 808 and encodes 192 amino acids. The record is from RefSeq and is a predicted model, not a curated record. The transcript has 4 exons. Lineage: Eukaryota; Metazoa; Chordata; Mammalia; Primates; Indriidae. Gene Ontology annotation, cellular component: bicellular tight junction; plasma membrane.
UAAAUAUCCAUGUAGGAAAUUAGGUUAUUUUUGGCCAUCUUUAAAAUGCCAUUGGUGAAUCGUACUUUAUCCUAAAUUCCUGCACUUCCUCAGGCCAUCUGAGCAUGAAAUACUGUCACCUACCCACACCCGCUGCCUGUAACACUUGUCACAGUGUUAUCUGUCCGACGCAUGCCUAGACCACCAAAGCACUCGGACUGAACAGUGUCACUGGAGAAGGCUGAGCGACAUGUCCAGGGCACAGAUCCCGGCUCUGGUGUUUGGUGUGGGAGGAUUUGGAGCUCUCGUAGCUGCCACGGUGUCCAAUGAGUGGAAAGUAACCACCCGCGCAUCCUCGGUGGUAACUGCCACUUGGGUCUACCAGGGUCUGUGGAUGAACUGCGCAGGUAACGCGUUGGGUUCUUUCCAUUGCCGACCGCAUUUUACUAUCUUCAAAGUAGAAGGUUAUAUCCAGGCAUGUAGAGGACUUAUGAUUGCUGCUGUCAGCCUGGGCUUUUUUGGUUCCAUAUUUGCACUCUUUGGAAUGAAGUGUACCAAAGUCGGAGGCUCAGAUAAAGCCAAAGCUAAAAUUGCUUGUUUGGCUGGGAUUGUGUUCAUACUGUCAGGGCUGUGCUCAAUGACUGGCUGUUCCCUGUAUGCAAACAAAAUCACAAAGGAAUUCUUUGAUCCGUUCUAUGUUGAGCAAAAAAUGGGAUACGUGUACAAUGGAGCCACAUCUGCCAUGUCUUCUCGGACGAAGUAUCAUGGCGGAGAAGAUUUUAAAACCACAAACCCUUCAAAACAGUUUGACAAAAAUGCUUAUGUCUAAAAGAGCUCUCUGCUGGCAAGCUGUGUCUUGAGUUUGUUGUGAAAAUGAACUGUUCACAAAAUGAUCCCAUCAAGGCCCUCCUAUAAUUAACACUGAAACUAUUUUUAAAAUACGAAUUUGAAGAAUUUGUUGAUUGUAUGAAUGUAAAUGUUCUUACAUCGUUGUAUACUAAUCAUUUUCUGUUGUGGCUUUCUAUAAAAAAUAAACUGGUUAUUUACAGGA